AUGGCAAGUCUCCUACCUUGUUCAUCCACCACCAUCAUGCCUCUCCCAGGCCAAGAAGCCAAGGCACCCCGAAGAAACGAUGAAAGAACUAUUAUCCAUUUCGAUUACGACUGUUUCUAUGCUGCAGUCUUUGAGAAUGAGAAUCCAGCCCUAAAAUCGGUUCCACUUGUUAAGCAAAUAAUCGUAACGUGCAAUUAUGUCGCCAGGCAACGGGGGUUGCGGAAACUUCAACUCGUCACCGAGGCCAAAAAGAUCGUACCAGAAGUAGUUAUCGUGCUUGGGGAGGAACUGGGUAGGUUUCGGGACGUUUCCAAAACGCUUUACCACUUCCUUAAAUCAUUCAGCUGGUGCGGGAGAGCGGAGCGCUUGGGAUUUGAUGAGGUCUUCCUAGACGUGUCUGAUAUAGUCAACUUUAAUCAAGCCCUGCUCGACCCAAAAGACCUGCAGCACUCAUUCUUUCGCUUGAACCGAGAUGAUUCUACCGUAGGAUUUGCAUGCGAUGCCACCGUUCAAGCUGGCCACUCAUUUCCAGCUUCCACUGAGGCUCUUCUAGAUAAAAGCGAGACCUCUGUUUUACAACGUCUUACGCUCGGAUCGUAUCUAGCAGAGCACUUACGCACUCGGAUGGAAGACGAGACAGGCUACACGGCUACAGCAGGAAUAUCCACGAAUAAGCUUUUAGCCAAGCUCGUGGGAAGUCUAAACAAGCCACGAGGGCAAACAACUCUCUUACCUCCAUACAUCAUGCCACCGAGAUUUCAAGAGAAUCCUCCUAGCAAUGUGAUUAGAUUCAUUGACCGCUACGAAAUCAGUAAAAUUCCAGGUGUCGGGCACAAGUCAUCUCAGCGCAUCCGAAGUUACGUUACAUCUUUGUAUCCUUCAUUUGGCUCCGACUUACCCGAUAAGGCUAGUGAUGAAGCUGUCUUAGUUCGUGAUGUCCGAAACUUUCCUGGCAUGGGCCCAGAGGUACUCGAAAGAGUACUCGGUGGCCCUGGUGCCGAGCGUGGAAUUGGCGGAAAAAUAUGGGGGCUGCUCCAUGGAGUGGACAACAGUAUUGUUAAAAAUGCUAGGCAGAUACCUCAUCAAAUCAGCAUGGAAAAUACUUAUCUUUGCCUUAAAACUAUGUCAGAAGUCCAUCAUCAACUCAGUAAGCUUGCCAUGAGGUUAAUUAAACGAAUGCAUAUUGAUCUACUUGAGGAUUGUGAAGGGUCAUAUACAGGUUCCUCAAAAAAAUGGAUCGCUCAACCAAAAACCGUUCGUCUUUCUUCACGAGCGAGACCUACAAAAAAUUCAGUCACAACGCAAGCCAGGAGCUACAGUCGUGUUUCUAGGUCUUGUCCUUGCCCCAAUUUCAUUUUUGAGUUGGAUGUGGAUAUCAAUCUAGUGGUGGAAAGAUUGGUUGAAAAGACCCUUAUUCCCUUAUUCAAAAAGCUGCACCCCAAGAACCUUGAAUGGAACCUGUGCCUGGUUAACCUGUGUGUUACCAACAUGAAACAGAUAGCCGAGAAAGACUGCCAAGAUAUAUCAAGAAUGAUAAGUCUUUCAAAAGAUAUGACUAACGAGGAAUCAAACAUACUCAACAAUCUACCGUUAAAUUCUAUUUCUGGUGAAAAAAACUCAGUCUCUUCUUUAAAUUCUUUGUCACUUCAAUUAAGUGACCAGCAAACAGACGAAGAAAGUGAAGAUCAGUUUAGAUACCAAGCCAAAUGUGAUACCUGUGACGUCACGGUACCAUUAUUUGCCAUGAAAGCGCACCGCAGAUUUCAUUCACAUGGCUAG
Molecule: messenger RNA, 1779 nt
Organism: Blumeria graminis f. sp. triticale
Lineage: Eukaryota; Fungi; Ascomycota; Leotiomycetes; Helotiales; Erysiphaceae
Source: the annotation of a GenBank genome assembly